ACACCCUCCCUCCAGGCCCCAGACCUCACAUAUGCUGCACAAGAUAACAAUACUGGAAUUUUUCAACCAUUUGCUAUCAGAGUAUCAAAUUCUUCAAUCGCAUAAUUCCAUACCGCCACAAAGGUGGCUGACCCACCAGCACCAGCCCUUAUAUUCCCUAACUGGGUAUAAACUUCAUCCACAAGAAGUAACUAACUAAUCCGGCUUCCAAAAAUUAUCAAACAGUUUGCUUCUUGGCCACCAACAGCUCCCUUCGAGAAAUUAAAUCUCAUUAGCUAGCCAUGCUAGAGGGCAAGGCAGUUGUUGGUGAGAGUGAUAUGCUUCAAACCAUGCAACAAGAUGCUCUUGAUCUUGCAGCCAAAGCCCUCGAUUUCUUUGAUGUCACUGAGGCUACUGAGAUUGCUCGUUUCAUUAAGAAGCAAUUUGAUACUUCAUAUGGAGCUGGAUGGCAAUGCAUUGUGGGAACAGAUUUUGCUUCUUUUGUGACCCACUGCUGUGGAUGUUUUAUUUAUUUUCAGAUUGGCAGCCUCGCAAUUUUGUUAUUCAGGGGAUCUGCUGCUCCUGAACUUGAUGAGGCUAAUCAAUUUACAGACUUGGAGGCCUUGGAUACUGUGACUGCGUAAUGUUUGUUUCCUUAGAAAACAAUUCUGCUUUUUCUUGUAAUCUGUUUCAUCUAACUAGUUAGAAAACAAAAAUGGAAAUUUAAAGAAAUUUUCAUCA
This is a messenger RNA of Manihot esculenta (cassava), 720 nucleotides long. RefSeq names its product dynein light chain 2, cytoplasmic. Gene Ontology annotation, biological process: microtubule-based process. Gene Ontology annotation, cellular component: dynein complex. Gene Ontology annotation, molecular function: dynein light intermediate chain binding; dynein intermediate chain binding. The coding region runs from base 282 to 623 and encodes 113 amino acids. The record is from RefSeq and is a predicted model, not a curated record. NCBI's taxonomy places the organism in Eukaryota, Viridiplantae, Streptophyta, Magnoliopsida, Malpighiales, Euphorbiaceae. The transcript is spliced from 2 exons.